AGCCAACAAAUUAAGUUUUGCGCGUUGCAUAUCGUUUCUCAGCGAUUUCUUAACAUUGAUGCGUGAAAUGAAUUGAUCGCGAUGAAUUAAAUGUAUAUCGAACAGCAUCGAGCAUCAAUCAGCAGGCCUGGUCAUAUUACAGGUAUCUGACCGCGCGCGGGCAACUCCAAGUAAAAUGGGCAUCGCGGAUCAGGCCGCGGAGCGGAUCGUCGAGCAACGCGGGAAACCCGGCGCGCGCAGAAAUCAAUGCCGUAAAUGUCAAAGCAUGCGCUCAAGGGUAAGAAAAGAACUCGGUGUACGCUGCAGUGCGAGGAAAUAAAUAUCGUAGUGAUCAGGUGCGCGAUCAAAGCCCCAUUCCGCCGGCAGCGGAAACGAGGCAGAGCGAGCAUAUCCGACCGUUCGCGUGUACCAUGGAUUAGGAGAACUUGUCCAAGCGUACCAAGUCGCUGAUCUCUUCAAACAAAUUUCCUUUCACCGAAUCCUCUUCUCCGGCAGCGGCAAUAUGGACGAAAACCUCAGCCGGGGAUACGUCCAGCUGGGCAAGGCCAGGGGCAUGAACGAGUUCAAAUUCUCCAAUGGAUUCACGCAUGUCUCACCACCCGUUGACAAAUGCAACUUCAUUUACAUGGCUCUGAUCCUCGGCGGCAUAGGUUUUCUUCUGCCUUACAACAGCUUCAUUAUAGCGGUGGAUUAUUUUCAAGCUAGGUAUCCGGGAACUACCGUGAUAUUUGACAUGUCCGUCGUUUACAUCGUUAUGGCUUUUUUCGCAGUCUUUGCAAACAACAUUCUGGUUGAGACCUUGUCGCUGAAUACGCGAAUUACAUUUGGGUAUCUGGUAUCUUUUGUUACUCUCAACUUUGUGGUGAUUUGCGAAAUUUGGUGGGAACUUUUCGGCGUUGCAACUUCCUAUACUAUCAAUUUAGUUGCUGUCGCUAUAGUAUCGCUCGGUUGUACAGUUCAGCAAUCGAGUUUUUACGGAUAUACAUCAAUGCUUCCUAGUCGAUAUACGCAAGCUGUGAUGACUGGAGAAAGUGUCGCUGGUUUUUGGGUGUCAAUCAAUCGAAUAAUAACAAAGUCUCUACUCAAUGAUGAACGUGGCAAUACAUCUAUGUUCUUCAUUUUAUCGAAUAUGACAAUCUUGUUAUGUUUUGUGCUACAUCAAAUAGUACGAAAAACCGAUUUUGUGCAAUUUUACAUAACGCUGUGUCAGGAAAGAAAUCGAAUCACGUUAGAACCAACGGAGGAUGUCGGUUUGAUGGAUCCGUUAGAUCAAGUCGGCGAUCCCUCAAAAGGCCAGUAUGGAGUAUUGAAGAUUCAAACGAGUCCAUUGGGAACCGAAUCUGCAAGUGGGAGUGCCGAUUUGAAUGCAGCCGGACAGUAUUCAGCAUUCUCGUUUAGCAAUCCGGUAUACGAACCUAGUGCUCCUUCGGGCAAUCCACCCGGUAGCGCUGGACCAACUUACAAAGUCGAAGAUGUCGUGGUUAUGAGAGGAGCCUAUGGAACGCAAAGCACAAGUACGCCAUGGUCCGGUAUAAAAAGAGGCUUACUCGCAAGACUCGAAGUUGCCAAAUUGAUCUUUCCCUAUAUGGCCAGCAUUGGUACUGCUUAUUUUGUUACGCUCUGCCUCUAUCCAGGAAUCGUAUCGGAAAUAAUAUCUUGCAAAUUCGAAUCAUGGAUGCCAGUUAUUUUGAUGACCGCUUUUAACGCCUCUGAUUUACUUGGCAAGGUAUUCGCUCUAAUACCUUAUGAGUGGAAACGAACUCAGUUGCUUUAUUUCUCUAGCGCACGGGCCAUACUUAUUCCUCUAUUUCUGCUUUGCGCAAUUCCACGUGGAGCACCUAUUCUCUCUGGGGAGGGAUAUCCGCUCCUAUUCUCUUGGCUACUUGGCCUUACAAAUGGUAUAGUUGGUUCCAUACCUAUGAUUCAAGCACCUAGUAAAGUACCGGAAGAACAUCGAGAACUUGCAGGUAAUAUUAUGACUUUGUCAUAUACUACUGGUUUAACUAUUGGAUCUGUAUUGGCAUAUAUGAUGGAUGCCUGUCUUGGCCCACCUGUGCAAAUCAAAGAUGUAUGUUUAAAGACGGCAAAGGCUCAAGUUGGUCUUCAAACUUCGACAACUGCAUUCGCUAACGUAACGGCAAGCAUUCUAACGACCGCAAUAUCUUCCACUUUACCUGUCGUUGAAAGAACAACAGCGGUACCGAAGCCGAAGACUACCGACAAUAUGUUAACCACGAUUCUGAUGUCAACAUUAUUGUCGAACAGCACUGUAAGCUUGCUAAGCGAUGGAGGAUUGUUGGAUGUAUCAACGACGGCCUUACCAAAGAUCUUAGCUAAUGCUACCUCGGUGAACAACGCAAUCUUGCAACAUUAGGACGCAUAUAUUUGUGCGCUGUGUUAAAUCUGGUGCUUUCACAUAAUAUAUAUAUGAUAGAAAGAGAGAAUAUAUGUGUGUGCGUGUUUAUGAUUGAGCAAGUUGUGUGCGUGUCGAAGAAGAUGAUAUAAAAGUUGAAAAGUUGCUAAAAGGCUGAAUAUUUAGGUUGGUCAUACUUUUUAAGUCGGUAUAUACCUAUUAUAAUAAUCGUAAAAUUUGAUUUUUUUUC
Molecule: messenger RNA, 2603 nt
Organism: Wasmannia auropunctata (little fire ant)
Lineage: Eukaryota; Metazoa; Arthropoda; Insecta; Hymenoptera; Formicidae
Gene: Ent3
Product: equilibrative nucleoside transporter 4
Exons: 10
Coding region: 503-2374 (623 amino acids)
Biological process (GO): nucleoside transmembrane transport
Cellular component (GO): plasma membrane
Molecular function (GO): nucleoside transmembrane transporter activity; monoamine transmembrane transporter activity
Source: RefSeq, a predicted model, not a curated record